UUUCUCAUCAAGCUCCUUCAAAAACCCUAAGAAAAAAAAUGCGGCAGCAGCUAGGGAACCAUGAAAUCCAACAGCUGGCUGAGACAGCCAGAAAUCUCAGGUCAUCUUUUCGCCAGUUAUCUUCAAGCUUCAGGAAUGCUACCUCGAACCACGCCAUGUCGUCUUCCUUCAGAGAAAAUAAUGACGACGAGGUCGCGUUGCAGUGGGCGGCAAUUCAGAGAUUGCCGAGUUUUAAGCGUCUAAGAACGUCAUUGUUGGAUCACAGACUUUUAGUUGAUGAUACUAGCAAAGAAGAAGACGAUAUAAAAACCCACAGGAAGAGGAUGUUGGUUGAUGUUACAGAGCUCAGAGCAAUGGAACACCACGUUUUCAUUGAGAAGCUCAUUACCAAGAUCGAGGACGAUAACCUCCGCCUAUUGAAGAAACUGAAAGAAAAAAUAGACAGGGUGGGGUUGCAAUUGUCGACUAUUGAAGUGAGAUUCCAGAAUUUGUCAGUGGAAGCAGACUGUGAAGUAGUUCAAGGAAUGCCCAUUCCUACACUUUGGACAAUAAUCUGA
Molecule: messenger RNA, 557 nt
Organism: Hibiscus syriacus
Lineage: Eukaryota; Viridiplantae; Streptophyta; Magnoliopsida; Malvales; Malvaceae
Product: pleiotropic drug resistance protein 3-like
Exons: 2
Coding region: 39-557 (172 amino acids)
Source: RefSeq, a predicted model, not a curated record